UUCAGCAUCACGUCUGGAAGUUCGGAAUCAGAUACACAACAAAGUAACAAAAUAUCGAAAGAGUCCUUGGAAACUGGACGGAUGGUGUUUACUUUGGCACAACUCAAGUCCUUAGAGAUUUGCCUGAAGGAAGCAGAAGAAAAGGCUAAAGCCUUAUCUGAACAGCUUGCAGCCUCUGAAGGAACAAAAUCAAAACUGAUUGAGCAAGUUUCCUGGCUGGAGAAGAAACUAGCGGCUCUGGACCACAAGGAAGACAGAGGGGAACCAUAUGAAAAAAUGGUUCUUGCAAAAGACCAGUGCAUUGAGAAAUUACAAGCUGAAGUGAAAGCGUCCCAGGAGCAACUUAUAGCGCAGAAACUAAAGCACAAAAGGAAACUGAAAAAGCUACAAACUGAUUUGGCAACAGCUAAGCAAGAGGCUGCCAUCACAGUCCUGGAACUCAAUGAGAAGAUAAAGGCUCUAUGUGAGGGAAAGCCAGCCCCUAGAGAAGGCAACACACUGGAAGAGUCCUGUGGCAGUCUGCCUCCUGUGGAAGAAGGUGAUCGAAAAAUUAGCCUGAUUAUGGAGUUGUCAACACAGCUUUCCUUUCAGACUGAGAAGAUCACUCAGCUGGAAGAAGUUUUAGAGGAAAAGGAAAGGAAGAUUCAGCAGCUGGAAGCUCAGCAGGGACCCCAUCCUUUCCAAAAGGUCGAGGACUCUCCAGAAUGUUUACAAGAAACCUCAAUUUUCUAUAAUAAUAGCAUCAUUCCUGUGGUCUCUAAUGAGGAUAUGUAAAGAUUCUCAGUAAGAAAAUAAUAAAAGUUUAUUGUGUCAUCAA
Messenger RNA from Equus quagga, 817 nucleotides. RefSeq names its product coiled-coil domain containing 192 (gene CCDC192). Lineage: Eukaryota; Metazoa; Chordata; Mammalia; Perissodactyla; Equidae. The record is from RefSeq and is a predicted model, not a curated record. The transcript is spliced from 6 exons. The annotation marks the transcript as partial.